Messenger RNA from Gavialis gangeticus (Gharial), 3427 nucleotides. It is a transcript of the gene RNF157, whose product is annotated as ring finger protein 157. Gene Ontology annotation, cellular component: cytoplasm. Gene Ontology annotation, biological process: protein ubiquitination. The transcript is spliced from 19 exons. Gene Ontology annotation, molecular function: ubiquitin protein ligase activity. The record is from RefSeq and is a predicted model, not a curated record. Lineage: Eukaryota; Metazoa; Chordata; Crocodylia; Gavialidae. Bases 1 to 2022 code for a protein of 673 amino acids.
AUGAAGCCCCUUCUGUAUUCUUUUCUUUUCCUGUCCUUCUUUCUAGGGAGCUACUUUGCCAACCACUUCAUCAUGGGAGGUGAGAAGUUUGACUCAACGCAUCCUGAGGGUUACCUCUUCGGAGAGAACAGUGACCUGAACUUCCUGGGGAACAGACCCGUAGCGUUUCCGUAUGCCGCCCCGCCCCCCCAGGAGCCAGUGAAGACACUCCGAAGCUUAAUCAACAUCCGCAAAGACACCCUGCGCCUUGUCAAGUGUACAGAGGAAGUGAAGACCCCUGGGGAGGAAGUGAGCAAAGCCAAGGUCCGUUACAACGUGGAGUUCACGUUUGACACCGAUGCACGGGUGGCCAUCACCAUCUAUUACCAAGCUACUGAAGAGUUCCAGAAUGGAAUAGCAAGUUACAUCCCCAAAGACAACAGCUUGCAGUCGGAGACGGUCCAUUAUAAGCGAGGGGUAUGCCAGCAGUUCUGCUUACCCUCUCACACCGUUGAUCCCUCAGAGUGGACAGAAGAGGAGCUGGGCUUUGAUCUGGACCGGGAGGUGUACCCCAUGGUGGUGCACGCUGUGGUGGAUGAGGGAGACGAGCACAUCGGCCACUGCCACGUGCUGCUAGCAACAUUUGAGAAGCAUGCAGAUGGCAGCAUUUGUGUGAAGCCCCUCAAGCAGAAACAAGUGGUGGAUGGCGUUAGUUACCUUCUUCAGGAAAUCUACGGGAUUGAGAACAAAUACAACACACAGGACUCCAAGGUUGCCGAGGACGAGGUGAGCGAUAACAGCGCAGAAUGUGUCGUUUGUCUCUCGGACGUCCGGGACACCUUGAUUCUACCCUGCCGGCACCUCUGCCUCUGCAACACGUGUGCGGAUACAUUGCGUUACCAGGCCAACAACUGCCCCAUCUGCAGGCUGCCAUUUAGAGCCUUGCUUCAGAUCCGUGCAAUGAGGAAGAAACUCGGCCCCUUGUCUCCCACUAGCUUCAACCCCAUCAUUGCCUCCCAAACGUCAGACUCGGAGGAACACUCGUCUUCUGAGAACAUCCCUCCUGGAUAUGAGGUGGUCUCUCUGCUGGAAGCUCUCAACGGGCCCCUCACUCCCUCCCCGGCAGCCCUUCCGCUUCACGUGCUGGGUGACGGUCAUGGGUCAGGGAUGCUGCCUUCCUAUGGCAGCGACAGCCACGUGCCUCCCAUCAGGACGCUGUCCCCCCUUGACCGCCUGUCCGACUGCAGCAACCAAGGCCUAAAACUCAAGAAGAGUCUGUCAAAGUCUAUUUCCCAGAAUUCCUCUGUCCUGCCUGAAGAAGAUGAUGAGAAGUCCUGCAGUGAGUCGGAGAUCAGGAUUUCCAGGAGGAAGUCUCCUCCUCAACAUGAGGAGGAAUGCAGUAUGACCCCGGACAGUGAGAACCUCACCUUGUCCUCCUCAGGAGCAAUAGACCAGUCUUCAUGUACAGGAACCCCACUCUCCUCUACCAUCUCCUCCCCAGAAGAUCCUGUCAGCAGCAGCCUGGCCCAGUCCAUCAUGUCCAUGGCUUCCUCCCAAAGUCAGCACUCCCAGCUCAGCACCGAUACUGUGUCUUCCAUGUCAGGCUCCUACAUUGCUCCUGGCACAGAGGAAGAGGGGGAUAUGUUCCCAUCCCCUGCUGCUGCCAGUGGGAUACCUUCAGAAGGAGAGUCAACUCCUGUGGAAUCUCCAGAUACAAACUUUGUCAGUAUCCCCACGGAGGAGCAAGAUGCAGAGGGGAAUGAUGUCAUGGAGGAAGAGGAUGCAUCUCCCACUCAGGAAGACGGCCAGAGGACAGGCGCUUACCUAGGUAUGGAGUGUGACAAUAACAAUGACAUUGGCAUCGCAAGCGUGAAAGCUCUGGACAAUAAGCUGUGCUCUGAGGCCUGCUUACCUGGUGUUGAGGUGUCCGAUGACAACGCCCUGACCUGCCGGCAAGCCCCAAGACACCAUCUGUCCACCAGCAGCAUCAACCAGGAAGAUGAUGAGGAUAUGCAAUGCAUGAUGGGACCCCUGGCAGUCUGACAAGACUCCGCCCUCUCUGGGACUGCGCACUGGAUGGAGGGCAAAGCCAGCUACCCAAAACAUUUCCCCAACACUAAAGAAAUCUGGAGCAACCAAUCUGUGGGCAUUAACACCUCAAAUAUGGCAGAUGUAGCGAUACUGUUAUAUAAAUAUAUAUAUAAAAAUAUAUAUAUAUUAUUUUUAAAUUUAAGCUGCAAGUCUCACCCCUCCUUCCUUUGAACUGUUUCCCUAUAUUUAUGCUAGGACUAACUGGACUCACCUUGAUAACAGCAGAAAGGAGGCUGGUUAUGUUCAUGACCUGUAACUCUCUAAUUCAGAGGCCUCUGUCCAUGUGUUGCAGCCAAGAACAGUUGGGGUGUUUCCCUUCCCACUCUUCUCCCUGUUCCCUGCUGUGAGCUGGUUGUAAGGUAGGAGGGAACUGAUGUCAGCACAUGUCCUCCACUGUCUCCUCUUCCCUUCAGCUCUCCUUGGCAGUUGGAGACUCCAGCUUCUUGGCUGGGGUGCCGUGUGGCACUGAAUGGGUGCGUGGAGGAGACUUCUCUUUGGUGAGAUGACUUCAUGGCCUGGAAGAUCACCCAACAAGGAAAGAGGCUGAGAGGAAUGGGUUGGGAGAAGAGGGUGCCAACAGGAACAAGUGGUGGUUAAGGGAAGAACAUUGCUGCAUGCCUAUCAUAGGGGCAUGGCAGUGUGGCUGCUUUCUGGGCAGGCUCUCCUGUCUCCAUCCAUCACAUGCCCUAAGGCACCUUCCGUUAGCGUGUGCACCCCUGUGUAGACUGGUUGGUGCGCUCACCCAUCUCCAUAUCACCCGGCGUAGAGUAACCAUCUCACUGGCUCAGCUGAGUGCAGACAUUCUGCAAGGGUAAGUUCUGCUUGUUAUGACUAUCUAGAGCUAUGCCCCAGGUCCUUUGGGGUCACAGGGAAUUUAGCUGUUGACUUCAGUAGGACCAGAAUGUGGUGUCUGUGAUGAACCAUCAAUGGGCAAGCUUAGGCACAUGGGCCAGGACCCUGUGCUGAUGCACAUCGACUGGUGCACUUCCAGGGAAGGCUGGUACACCUGUAGAUUUGCUGAAGUGUGCUGUGACAGUCCAUAAGAGUCCACUCACCUGGUUGCAUGUGCACAUUCAUAAUGGCUCAUUCCUCUCUCUUGCCUUGCAAGAGGUUCUUGUCCUAACUGGGACCAACUCACAAGAUAUAAGCUUGAAAACAAGUGCUUUAAACAUGGCUGCUGCUGCUGCUUUGGCAGGUUCCAAAUGUCUCUUCCAUCCCCUGUGCCCUCCUCCCGUUGCUGCAGGGCAGCUGCCAACUUUUUCUUCCCCUUGCAAAACAAAAACAAGCAAUAACCUAGCUCCACAGCCUCAGCAAGAGAUUAGAUGAAGGGUAAUUACGGGCUGAGCAGGCUUCCUUC